Chrysemys picta bellii (western painted turtle) is the source of this 1699-nucleotide messenger RNA. The record is from RefSeq and is a predicted model, not a curated record. NCBI's taxonomy places the organism in Eukaryota, Metazoa, Chordata, Testudines, Emydidae.
CAGCCACCAGACUCCAGAGCCCCCCCUCCCCACCAAAGGUCACAGCCCCCUCCCCGGCAUCUCCCAGCCAUAGCCCGGCAGCCGGCAGCCCCCCCGCCCCAUGGCGGCCAAGUGGUUCAGGGAGUUCCCCUCCAGUCUGAAGACGGCUUCGGAGCGGGCCAGGCCGGGCAGCGGGAGCUUGGGCAAGCUGGGCAGCGCCUCCCGGAAGCCCCUGGGCCCCGCCGAGCCGGGCCCCGGCCCAGUGCAGGGCAAAAACCACAAGAACUCGGCGGCCGAGCUGGGGGGCUGCCGGGCGGCUCCGGGGCCCGGCAAGGAUGGCGGCAGCAGGCUGUCCCGGGACAACCUGCAGGGGCUGAUCCAGGCCGCCACGGGCAAGAUGCGCAAGAACUCACGGGCUGAAGGCAGCCCCCAGGAGGGCGCCCCCAAGGGCCCCGGCUGCAGCACCUACAUGAACCGGCUCAUCAAGGUGGACGCCCAUGAGAAGAAUGGGAAAAGCUACCCCAGCGGUAGCCCAGCGCCCAGCCCGGCGCCGGAGGAGGACAAGGGCAAGACCCCUAAACAGGAGACGGUCAUCAUUCUGGAGGACUACGCCGACCCGUACGACGCCAAGCACACCAAGGGCCAGCGGGAGGCGGAGCGGCUGGGGGAGAACGACGGGUACAUGGAGCCCUACGACGCGCAGCAGAUGAUAACGGAAAUCCGCAGGCGGGGCUCCAAGGACCCGCUGGUCAAAGCCAUCCUGCUGCUGGACGGGCCCGGGGAGCCGGGGGAGGGCGGCCCCCGGCCGGACGCGGCACCCAAGCGGCAGGGCUCCAAGGAGCAGCUGGGGAAGGCCCCGCCGCAGCUCUAUGACACCCCCUAUGAGCCCGGGGAGGCGCCGGCCAGCACCCUGCAGGACAGGAGGGCGCGGGUGGUGGACAGCCGGCUCCCGGAGAACGACGAGCGCCCUGCCGCGGAGUACGAGCAGCCCUGGGAGUGGAAGAAGGAGCAGAUAGUGAAGGCUCUGUCAGUCCAGUUUGAGGGAGCAGAGCGGGCGGGCGCCCCCAAGGACGAGGCGCUGCGGCAGCACCAUCGCCAGAAGAGCUGGACUCCCAAGACCCUGAAGCCGACGCUCCCAGACCACGGCGAGGGCGAGCGAGUGGACCCAGCCCUGGCGCUGGAGAAGCAGCCAGCCAGGACUCGGGCCCUGCAGGACAUGCUCAGAAACCCAGCCCGUUCUCUGCUCCUCACAGCUGGUACCAUGGAGCCAUCACCCGGGCCGAGGCCGAGAGCCGGUUGCAGCCCUGCAAAGAGGCCGGUUACCUGGUGCGGACCAGCGAGACGGGGAAUGGCAAAUACUCCAUCGCGCUCAAGACCAGUCAGGGAUGCGUCCACAUCAUCGUGGCCCAGACCAAGGACAACAAGUACACACUGAGCCAGACCAGCGGGGUCUUCGGCAGCGUCCCCGAAGUGGUGCAUCACUACUCCACAGAGAAGCUGCCCUUCAAAGGGGCGGAGCACAUGACCCUGCUGCACCCCGUGCACAGCAAGCUGCAUUAGCGCGGCCGUGCCCAGCCAGCUGCCUGGGGCUUCGCCACGGACUUCGGGGCAGCCAGAGGGCCGGGCGGGCUCGUGCGUGGAGCCAGGUGCAUCGCGGGAGCGGCAAGCGCUCCGGGGCCCACCCUGGGCAGAGUCAAAGACCCCGCUCCCCAGCAUGUCU